Molecule: messenger RNA, 976 nt
Organism: Drosophila melanogaster (fruit fly)
Lineage: Eukaryota; Metazoa; Arthropoda; Insecta; Diptera; Drosophilidae
Exons: 2
Coding region: 120-593 (157 amino acids)
Source: RefSeq, marked reviewed
UAAAAAGCAAUACAAUAGGAAGUAAGAGUAAACAAGGUGUGGGUCCACCUGUCGUCAAGUGAACAUAAUCUAUAAAGAGAUACACCCAAUUUAAGAGGCUGAUACACCAAACAUUCGAAAUGGCCAGCAGUUCGAGCAAGAACAAGACCCUACAGCUGAUAAGGUGCUUCUGCGGAUGCAGUAACAUGACUGUCGCCGAGGUGCGGAGGAUCUAUGUUCUGUCGAACAGUGUGCACGAGACGCUGCUGGAUGCGGAGGCCACCAGACUGCUGCGCAAGUUCAUGGAGACGAGGCGGUCCGGCGACAAGGACGAGGCCGAGCAGUACUUGGACAUCUACGAGAAGUGCGCCGAGUUUCUCGCUGAGCACCAGCGCACCUUCACCCAGGACGAGGUGGACGAACUGGUCGAUCUGGGCCUGCCCUACGACCUGGAGCAGGAUCUCUCCAGGCGCAUGCUCAGCGCCGAUCGCACGGACAUCAGCAGCGGGCUCUAUCGCAUCCAGAGCAAAUGUCGCAACGAAAUCGAGGGCAGCAGCGAUUUUCGAGACUUCAGGGACGCCAUCGCUGAUAAGAUGCGUCGGGUGCCAAAAUGAUAUAGUCGGUGCAAAUCGAUGUUUUUUUUGUGUGCACUGUUCAACGCCUACCAAAGUCACAUGGUUACCUUUGGAGCAUCGCACUUGACCCAGCUCCUAUCUUUACCUUUCCCAGUGCCUUGGAGGCUUCUACAAUCGUCCAAGUGUAUAGAAGACCGCAGUUUAGUCAUAGUCAUACAACGAAGAAACGGAAACCGUCCUCCUAUCUCAUUGUGGCUUCCGAGUCGUGCUAGAGCCUAAGCUCACCAAACAUUCACAUUCUACUAAACCCACAGAAGAGCCACUCUUUACUUAACUUAAAAAUAUAGUUGUUUAUAUGCCUUGUAAUGUUGUACGCACUAGGAAGUAUAAUAAAUCUGAUGCGGAAUGCAACCGAUACACAU